Molecule: messenger RNA, 1365 nt
Organism: Rotaria sp. Silwood2
Lineage: Eukaryota; Metazoa; Rotifera; Eurotatoria; Philodinida; Philodinidae
Source: the annotation of a GenBank genome assembly
AUGUCGACAACUGCUUAUCGAAGUACUCAUUCGUCAAGAUCAUUUACACGAAAACAUAUUCGAACAUCAUCCACCAGUGCUAUUCUUCCAACCAUGACAAAUGAUCGUACACGAUUUCAAUCACAAACAAAUAAUAUUCCUCCACCAGUACCACGUAUACGUGAAUCAUUAUCAACUAAUUCAAUAACAUCAUCAAAAACUUCAACGUCAAUAACUUCAUCUCCCUCACUUCCAUAUCAAUCACUAUCAUCAUCGAACUCUUCAAAUGAAAAUUCAACAAAUAAAAUCUCUAAACAACCAUAUACGUUUAGUAAUCCACCACGUGAACUUCAACGACAAUCUAUACAAAAUAUGAAAUAUUUACGUAGUAAUCAUUUACGUCAACGUGUUUCAUCAGCACCAGAUGAAAAUUCCUCUCAAAAUUCUCCACGUUCCAUUAUAAAUCAACAAAAACCAUCAUCAGCGAAUGAAUCAUCAACACCACGUUCACAUGAUGAUAAUCAUAUUCAACAAUUACCAAUAAAUCAUUUAUUAAAACGUGAUGAACAACAAAAAAGUUCAUUAAAUGCUUUAAUUAAAGAACAAGAACGAUCGAAAGUUCCUAAAGCCGUACAAAAACGACGAAUUAUUUUAUUGUUUCGUCGUUUACCAUCCUCAACAUCACCAUUAAUAUCACCAAGACAAGUACAAAAUUCUUCACCAAUUAAACCAGAUAUAAUUUCAAACGAUACUCAUCAACAAGAUAAAAAACUGAAUGAUGAAAUUCAACAUUUUACAAAUAAUACAGUAUUUCCAUCACCAGGUUCAUCCACUAAUGAUCCAUUUCAUGGUUUCGAUCAAGCUGAAAUAGCCGAUUCAAAACAAAUAGCUGCCAUACUUGCUAAUAUACAAUCAUUAGAUGAAUGGAUUCCUAAUACGGUCAAUGGGGGACGUUCUCCACGACAUCAACAAAAAACUUUUGAUCCAACAAAAUAUGAAUAUGUUGCGAAAAAUUCUUUAGAUACAACAACAUUUAAACUUUCACCACGUACAUUGAAACCUGAUGAAGAUUUAGCAGCUCGUUCACGGUUUUCACUAAAUUAUCGUUAUGAAAUGCUUUCAAGUGCUAAUGCACAAAUACCACCAUUAAUGGCAUCAAUUGUUACUGAAAAUAAUAAUACUAUUGGAAAUGGUACUGGUAGUGAAAAAACUUUUACAUUUAGAUUAAAUCCAACAACUACUAUGAAGAAACAAAGUUCACUUGAUGACAUUGAACCAAUACCAUCUACUGUGGAUGGUGAACAAGUCCAAUUAUGUUUUGAUGAAAUACUUAAAUGCUUCUAUGAUCCAAAUACAGGCACAUAUUAUGAAUUGACGUCUGCGUAA